This is a messenger RNA of Amaranthus tricolor (Joseph's coat), 1838 nucleotides long. RefSeq names its product ent-kaurenoic acid oxidase 1-like. Gene Ontology annotation, molecular function: heme binding; oxidoreductase activity, acting on paired donors, with incorporation or reduction of molecular oxygen; iron ion binding. Lineage: Eukaryota; Viridiplantae; Streptophyta; Magnoliopsida; Caryophyllales; Amaranthaceae. The record is from RefSeq and is a predicted model, not a curated record. Gene Ontology annotation, biological process: brassinosteroid homeostasis; multicellular organism development; brassinosteroid biosynthetic process. Bases 119 to 1600 code for a protein of 493 amino acids. The transcript has 9 exons.
GAUAUUUAUUUUUCCAUCAAAGCAAACAAAUCUUAAGGUUAAAUCUUUAGUUUCUGAUAUUUUGAGGAAACUAAGAAAACCUUAAGAUAUAUCUUUUGCUCUUUCCUGCAAUAGGUCAAUGGAAAGCAUGUUGAUGGUAACGUUGGCAUUAGGAUUAUUGCCGGUUGUAGGGUUGUUAUUAUGGUGGUGGAAUGAGAUAUGGUAUGUGUGGCCCAUUGAAGCAAGACUACGACGCUCGAAAUCCGAGACUGCACUACCACCUGGUUAUUUGGGCCUCCCUUUUCUCGGCGAGACUCUUCCAUUUCAAUGGUUUUUCAACGUCGUUCGUCGACCAGAUGAUUUUAUUAAAAAUAAAAUAAAAAAGUAUGGAGAAAAUGUGGGUGUUUACAGAACCCAUCUGUAUGGAGCUCCAAGCAUCAUAGUAUGUGCUUCGUCUCUAUGCAAACAUAUUCUCAACUCUGGUGAAAAUUUCAAGGCGGAAUGGCCAACACAUAAAGUUGUAGGACGUAAUUCAGUUAUAUCAAUUGAAGGCGAACGUCAUGAUAUCAUCAAGAGUUUAGUUGUGAAUUGCUUCUCUCGCCCAGAUGCACUUGCUUGGGUUAUGCAAAAAGUUCAACCUUGUAUUGUUUCUACUCUUCAAACCUGGUCUCAAAAGCCAAAUAUCAAAUCUUUCUAUGAACUUAAGAAGGCUACACUUGACUGCACCUUGAGAUAUGUUGUUGGUUUUGAAUAUAAUGCCAAUCAAAUAGAAGAUCUUGCUAAGGCAUAUGAGAGUUUGAAUUUAGGCUUUAGAGCCACGCCAAUACACAUCCCCGGGACAACUUAUUAUCAUGCCCUCCAGUGUCGAAAGAAGAUUGUUAAGAUCUUCAAGGACGAGAUCGAUAGGAGAAGGGCAAUUGGAAACAACAUUGAUGGAACGAAAGAAGAAAGUGUUGGUGAUUUAAUGGAUGCAUUGAUGAAAACCAAGAAUAUUGAAGGAAAACAUUUGAAAGAUGAAGAAGUGUUGGACAAUGUUGUAAACUCUAUCCUUCUUGGUCAUAUCUCUAGUGCAUAUGCGGUGACAUGGUGCCAUUAUUUCUUAGCAAAGUCCCCUACUGUUCUUGAAAAACUUCGACAAGAAAACAAGGCCCUUUUAGAGGAGAAGAAUGGCGAGACAAUUACAAAUGGAGAUAUUCAGAAGCUCAAAUAUACAAACAAGGUUGUCGAAGAAGUACUUAGGAUGGCAAAUCUUUCUGGAUUUCUCUUUAGGAGAGUUAUGGAAGAUGCUGAAUUCAAAGGUUACUUAAUCCCCAAAGGUUGGAGGGUAAUGGUGUGGCUUAGACAGCUUCAUAAUGAUCCAACAAAUUUUGAUGAUCCAAUGUGCUUUAAUCCAGAUAGAUGGGAUACACGUCCUAAGCAUGGUACUUACCUUCCAUUUGGUGGAGGCUUGAGAUUUUGUCCAGGAAGCAUGAUUAUUAGGCUCAUCAUGGCCCUUUUCAUCCAUCAUUUGGCCAUUGGAUACAAGUGGGAAAUGUUGAAUCCUAAUGUCCCAAUCUCUUAUCUAUCACACCCUCUGCCAGCUGACGGCCUUGAGAUUUCGAUGAAAAAACUUGAAGCUUGAUUAUCCAACAAUGAAAGUCAAUAAAUGUAUGUGUGCGUGGAAGCAAUAUGUAGCAAAUAAGUAAUCUGGGUUUAGUAACAAGUAUGUGUCAUACAUAUUAAUAAAUUGUAAUAUAUAUACAUUUCGAUUAUAAUAAAAUAAAUUACGAAUCUGUACUUUUAUUAUAUUUAAUAAUUCCCUCUUGAACUCAUUAUUAUUCAUAACUAUUACUAUUAUUUAUAAAGAAACCUUGUUAGAA